AUGCUGGAAGAAAGAACAAAAGAGAGUGAAGGAAUUGGCAAUUUAAUCAAAGAACUGUCAGAGAGAAGACGAAAAAGAAAAGAAAUUUCAGCAAAUUUGAAGCUAGUUAAAAGAAGAGAUGUCUUUGAUGAAGAAGUCAAACUGGAUUCCAUCUUCACAGAAAAAAGAUCAAAAAGCAUUUUGAAGAAAGCAUGGACUAGAGUGCAAGGAUUAUGGACACAUAAAUGA
Molecule: messenger RNA, 228 nt
Organism: Nematocida ausubeli
Lineage: Eukaryota; Fungi; Microsporidia
Exons: 1
Coding region: 1-228 (75 amino acids)
Source: RefSeq, a predicted model, not a curated record